Beauveria bassiana ARSEF 2860 is the source of this 3807-nucleotide messenger RNA. RefSeq names its product amidohydrolase-like protein. The transcript is spliced from 8 exons. Gene Ontology annotation, cellular component: membrane. Gene Ontology annotation, molecular function: hydrolase activity; transmembrane transporter activity. Lineage: Eukaryota; Fungi; Ascomycota; Sordariomycetes; Hypocreales; Cordycipitaceae. Gene Ontology annotation, biological process: transmembrane transport. The record is from RefSeq and is a predicted model, not a curated record. Bases 1 to 3807 code for a protein of 1268 amino acids.
AUGUCCGACGCGCAAGAUUCUAGCUCACUGUCUGGGGCUCGCUCGGCGGUGAAAACGCCCCUGCUCAUUCCAGGCCGAGGUGACCCUGUCAAAGACGCUAUUCUUGUAUUCUCGGCUGGAAAAAUCGACUAUGCCGGACCUGUGUCCGGACUUCCUACCUCGUUGAGUGUGCCGCCGGAGCGAACGGUCGACGUGCCUGUCUUGUUGCCAGGUUUGUGGGACUGCCAUGUUCACUACAUUGGGCAUCUUGAGCAGAGCAUGGCUGGCAUGGCAGACCCUCACCCAUUCUUGGCUGGUACUCGUACGGUCCAUGAUAUUGCAGCCACAUUGAACGCUGGAUUCACCAGCGUCCGCGAAACGGCCGGCUGGGGGGCCGAGCUCUCUCAGGAGAUUGACGCUGGUCGACUCAUUGGGCCCAACAUCUACUCUGUGUGUGCCGCGAUCAGCUGCACCGGAGGCCAUGUCGACCAUCACACGAUGCCGGAACAUCAUUUCCACGAACUUGGCUGUCGCGGCCUCCCACUCGUUGUGGCUGACGGUGUCCCCCAGUGCAUCAAAGUGGUCCGGCAACAGUUGCGCCGUGGUGCGAAAUGCAUCAAGAUCUGCACCAGUGGAGGCGUGUCCAGUGACCGUGACGACCCGAGGCACCAGCAAUUCUCCGACGAGGAGAUCCGGGCUAUGGUCGAGGAGGCAGCAAGGUCGCAGCGAGCGCUGGCUGCUCACGCCCACGGCAAGCCUGGCAUCAUGGCGGCGGUCCGUAAUGGUGCCACCACUGUCGAACACGGCGUUUAUCUAGACGAUGAGGCGAUUGCGCUGAUGAAAGAGAAGGGGACCAUCCUGGUCCCGACUCGUUCCAUCGUCGAAGACGGCCUAGCAACCGCCGAGUCAUGGUCGACUAGGGCGUACGAGAAGCUUCAGCAAGUAGCAUUGCACCAUGCUCACGCCUACCGGUCCGCUGUAGCCGCCGGCAUCAAGAUCGCGAGCGGGUCGGACUACGGCAUCAGCAAGAGAGGCACUCCGCUGAGUCAUGGCCAUAAUGGCAGGGAGCUAGAGCUGGCGGUACAGGUGGGUGGCAUGACACCGUUGCAGGCGAUUGAGGCGGCAACAGCCACGGCCCCGGAGGUUCUCGGUCCACAAGCCCCUCAGAGCGGCAUCCUAACACAAGGAUACGACGCCGAUUUCAUCGCGUUAGCGUCUAACCCCUUGGACGAUAUCAGCAUUAUUGCUGACCCAGACAAUGUGACUCAUGCCUACGGGCCACAGCUAAACCCUCCUAAUAAUCCUACCCAGGACGUGGUCGUACUUUACACCUGUGUACGGAUUCACGUACUGGUCACACUUUUAGGAGAUCCUUGCAGAAUGUUCAACGUAUGCGGCAGCGCUUCAUCAAGAUCUGUUUCAAUUUUCACUGCCAUGAUUACCAAUGCCAAAGACAAGAAUGCAGCGACACCUUCAAAUGUCGCCAAUGCCGUGAGGGAGGAGAUCGAUAAAGAGUCCGUUCUGGUCGCUCACAUUCAGGCGUCUCCCUCCAGUGUCGUGACACUGGCCGAGAAACGGCUACUGCGCAAGAUCGAUUUUCGUGUUUUGCCUAUCCCCAUUUUGCUGGUAGGCUUGUCGUCGAUUGACCGAGUCAAUAUAUCCUCCGCCAAGGUUGCUGGAAUGGCUCAGGAUCUGAAUUUGGGGGGUGCUCGGUAUAACAUCGCCGUUCUGGAGCUACCGAGCAAUCUCCUCGUCCGGCCCAUCGGCCCCGUUCGAUACUUGUCUAUCCUCCUUCUGUUAUGGGGCACUGUCGCGACGUGUCUUGGGCUUGUACAAAACUUUGCCCAACUUACCAGUCUGCGCGUUCUUCUUGGCCUUUUCGAAGGCGGGCUCAAUCCUGCCUGCGUCUAUCUGAUCUCGUCGUGGUACAAGCGCUACGAGACGCACCGGAGAAUUGCCAUAUGGUACACACUUGCGAGCAUCAUCGCCGGAUUUGCCGGGGUCAUUUCUUACGGCUGUAGUAAACUGGAGGGGCUUGGAGGACUCCGGGGUUGGCGCUGGAUCUUUAUUGUGCCAGGCCUCAUUACCAUCGCUUGCGUCCUACUCGUCUAUUUUUUUGUUUCUGAGUUUCCCGAGAACGCCAAGUGGCUGAAUCCAGACGAACUCGACCUCGUGCGGGAAAGACUUCAACAAGACCGCGCCGAGAUAUUGGAUGACAGUGCAACAUUAAGAGAGUCCUUUGCUUCACUGAAAGACUGGCGCGUUUGGACGAUGGCCAUGCUUUACUUUUACAUCGCUGCCGCAUACUAUGCCUUGGCGUUCUUUACACCAACCAUUCUCAGUGCGUUUGGCUUUUCUGUGGCCUUGAGUCAAAUUCUUCAGACGCCGCCCUAUAUAUUUGCAUCCAUCUGUUCAGUCGCAACGGGCUACUUCGCUGACAAACUCCAUCGACGAGCGCCGUUCAUGUACGGUCAUGCGGCUGUGGUCAUCGGCGGGUUUCUACUGAUGGGUUGGGGGCCGGAUACAGGUGGCAAACUUACCGGCGUUUUUUUGUCUAUCGCUGGCAUCCAAUGCAUCAUCCCAACCGUGCUGACUUUCAUGUCCAACAAUAUAGUGUCAGUCAAGGAUGGAAAAGUGGCCAUCGCUUUGCAGAUCGUGAUGGGAGCUAUAGGCGGGCUCGUCGGCUCUUUGAUCUUUCGGCCGCAAGACGCGCCAACUUAUAGACCAGGCAUGUACGCUGCAUUUGCGCUGAUAGUCCUGUUCGUUGUCAAUGUCUUCGUUGUUACUGAGUAUUUUCGGCGUCAAAACAAGAAAGCGAAUGAGGCGGGACUGAUAAUUGAUGGAGUACUCAUAUCUGAUAAAAGGUCUUUGUACAACGUCUCGGCCCAGUUGGGUACCAUUAUGGCUUCAGGAAGGAGGUUGCUGGUCAAUCGCCAUCAUCUUCUUCUCCCGUUGUCCUUCACCUUUACAUCGUUCGUCAUGGCGUUGCCUACACCACCAGAUGCAGCGAAUAUGACAUUAUCAUUUAUCUCAUUGAAUGAAGAAAAACCCAUCAGCAUUGUUCUUCUCCAUGGAGGUUUCACGUGCCGUCUCGAGUUCGCGCUCGUCAUUCCGCACCUCUCCGACUUCCACUUACUCAUCCCUGACCUCCCACUGCAUUCCGCCUCACGACAAAUAAAACCAGGAACAAUCGAAAACUCGGCCUCCCUUGUCGCGCACUUCAUUGGUCUGCAUGCCCAUGGUGGAAAGGCUCAUGUCGUUGGCGUUUCUAUGGGUGGGUACGUCGGUCAGUGUCUCGCACUACACCAGCCUGACCUCGUUCUGUCGCUCUUUGUCACCGGUGCUGCUCCUUUAGCUGGAAAGCGAUUGCUCAUGGCUCGCUGGCCCAGAUUCACAUAUUGCUUCAUGAUAUUUAUGCUACACGUGAUCCCUACUUCGGUGUAUCGCUAUCGCAGCUCACAACUUGGCUUGAUGAUAGACGACGAGUUAUUGUCGGAGAUGAGGGCCAACUUCACUUGGGAGCUAGUCAAGGAUAUGUUCUCUUGGGUCUUGUUAUUUAAUCUGGAUCAUGUGCGUCAGCUUCCGGUACGGGUUCUAUCGAUCGCGGGAGCAAAAGGAGACGAUGUGCCCAGCAUAGAAAAGACGGCCGAGACAUUAAGGAGCAGGAGGACUGGCCAAGGCGAAUUGUGGCCCGAGGAUGGGUCCGGAGCAGUCAUCGUAAGGGAUGCAACGCAUGGAUGGGACUUGCAAUUCCCAGAGCGUUUUGCUCUAGGGGUGUCUGCUUGGGUCUCUGGCAAGAAAUUGCCUGAAGAGUUCGAGAGGCUGUAG